AACUGACUGACGCGGAAUACACUUGUCAUUGACCUUGACAUCUGUAUUACUGUAUUUUGAUUCUUGCGUUUCGAGUUUUAGGCUGCAUAUUUCCCAUAUAUUCAGCUUGACGCCUUCGUGUUUCCAGCACUCAAAGAAGAAACUAUUGCAUAUUGAAGUUCAUUAUGUGGAAGUCCCUGACUUUCUCGCUAUCAUCAGCCUUCAGUCUCGUAAGUCAGUUAUACUAACUGUGAUAAGAAUUCAUGUUAACACACUGGAUAUGUAAUAGAAUUCUAUCACUAACCAUUUGCAUUUUCUGACGCAACUUUAGUUAAUAUUCCUAUUUCGGCCUAUGUGCGGAACUCUCGGAAGUUCCGCACCACUGUCUUCAUACUCUGAUUUAAACUUUUAGUACGGAUUUUCUCACACAUCCCCAAGCUGAAAGAUUCAUGCUUGUCAGUAAUAAAGAAAGGUUAACUGAAUGAAUGUACAUGAGUCUACACCAGCUAAACAAAUCUACCUGGUCUGUUUAUUGAUCAGAAUGUCUAUUAAAGGUGGUUGGUAUAGAAUAUAGUUCUGUUAGAAAGUCUCGUUGCUCUUUUAGUCACAUUUUUUAACGUACAUCUUCCGUAGAUCUUUUCCAACAACUCUAGUUCAAGCACAUUACAUGAAUUCCUUGCACUGUUUUAUCCUUUCAGACCCAAUGGGUCACGACUGGCCCUUUGUUCGUUGCGCUUCAACUGCAGCGGAAUCAGCUCCACUUAUGAAGACCUUUUCCAUUUACAGAUGGAACCCAGAUAAACGUGGCGAAAAACCCACUAUGCAAAAUUAUCAAGUCGAUCUUAAUGAUUGCGGACCCAUGGUCUUGGAUGCUUUAAUCAAGAUAAAGAAUGAACAGGAUCCUACUCUGACAUUUCGACGUUCUUGCCGUGAGGGCAUAUGUGGUUCUUGUGCAAUGAAUAUAGAGGGUCGUAAUCACCUUGCCUGUAUAUGGGAAAUAGAUCCAGAUGUUAGCAAGACAACUAAAAUAUAUCCAUUGCCUCAUAUGUACGUAAUUAAGGAUCUAAUUCCAGAUAUGAAUAAUUUUUAUGCUCAGUACCGUUUUAUUGAGCCUUAUUUAAAGAAAAAGAAUGUGUCUGAAGAAGAUAUUGGGAAAAAGACUUAUUAUCAGUCAGUGGAAGACAGAGCAAAGUUAGAUGGGCUUUAUGAAUGCAUUUUGUGUGCCUGUUGUUCUACUUCGUGUCCAUCUUAUUGGUGGAAUGGUGAUAAGUAUUUGGGUCCCGCUGUCCUACUUCAGGCUUACAGAUGGUUAGUCGAUUCACGUGAUGAUUAUACGUAUGAACGUUUGGCUGAGUUCCAAAACAAGUGGUCACUUUAUCGAUGUCAUACUAUUAUGAAUUGCACAGAAACUUGCCCAAAAGGAUUGAAUCCUGGUUUGGCUAUUGGAGAGAUUAAGAAAAUGCUAAUCUAUUUCAAUCAGUAUAAACACAAGAAACCGGAGACGAGAACUGUCUAGACCAUAUAAUCUCAUUAAUCACGUAUUUUCUCGAAUUCGGUUAACUUACUGACUAUUUAUAGUGAAUCCCCAUUAAUUUUUCUCCAAUUUUUAAUUUAAUUUAUAAAUACGAA
This is a messenger RNA of Schistosoma curassoni, 1608 nucleotides long. The record is from the annotation of a GenBank genome assembly. NCBI's taxonomy places the organism in Eukaryota, Metazoa, Platyhelminthes, Trematoda, Strigeidida, Schistosomatidae.